Molecule: messenger RNA, 5646 nt
Organism: Anopheles merus
Lineage: Eukaryota; Metazoa; Arthropoda; Insecta; Diptera; Culicidae
Product: golgin subfamily A member 6-like protein 22
Biological process (GO): maintenance of presynaptic active zone structure; neuromuscular synaptic transmission; regulation of synaptic plasticity
Cellular component (GO): cytoskeleton of presynaptic active zone
Molecular function (GO): structural constituent of presynaptic active zone
Source: RefSeq, a predicted model, not a curated record
AAAGAAUCACUAUGCGCCAAAGAAGAACAUUACAAUAUGUUGCAAUCAGAUGUCGAGGAACUCCGUAAUAGGUUAGAGGAAAAAAAUCGCAUGAUUGAAAAAAAAACUCAAGGCACAAUGCAUACUGUUCAGGAAAAUCGUCUACAGACCGAACUCACCGAGCUGAAAGAACACAUGGAUAUUAAAGACAGGAAGAUAAACGUUCUUCAACGAAAAAUUGAUAAUUUAGAAGAUUUGCUUAAGGAGAAAGAUAACCAAGUCGACAUGGCACGAGCAAGGCUUAGUGCAAUGCAAGCCCAUCAUUGCAGUUCCGAAGGAGCUCUGACGAGUUUGGAGGAGGCUAUUGGCGAUAAGGAAAAACAGAUGCAACAACUGCGAGAUCAGCGUGAUCGAGCUGAAGCGGAAAAAGAAGAACGAGAGUUGCAUGAACGAGAGCUGGCUGAAUUUAAGAUGAAGCUUCAUUCUCUUGAUAGCGAGGUAGAAAAGUUAACAACUCGCCUCCAUAGAGCUCUUGCAGAGAAAGAUCGUUUGGAAGCAAAAUUAGAGAGCUCGCAAAGUGAACUCGGCAAGUCGAAGGCAGAGCUAGAACAUAAAACAGCAAGUGAUGUGGGUCGCAGUGGAGCAGAUUGGGAUCACGCGAAACAACGGUUAUCUCGUUUAGAAUUGGAGAAUGAACUACGUGCCGAAUUAGAACGAUCACAGACCACUUUUGGCAGAUCUACGCUGAGCACAUCACAAGAACUUGAUCGAGCCCAGGAACGGGCAGACAAAACCACAAACGAACUACGGCGCACGCAAGCUGAGCUACGAGUGACACAAACUGACGCUGAACGAUCAAGAGCGGAAGCUGCCGCCUUGCAAGAGAAAUUAGAGAAGAGUCAAGGCGAAGUCUAUAGACUCAAGGCUAAGCUUGAAAACGCACAAGGUGAACAGGAAAGCUUGAAACAGGAAAUGGAAAGAGGCCAGGCUGGUAUACAACGAAUUGUUAGUGAAAGAGAUAAGGCGUACGCAGAGCUCGAAAAAAUACGUGAAGAACUAGAACGUACACAGGCUACUCUCGGCAAAUCGCAGCUUACCCAAGAGAAACUACAGAAUUCUCUCGACAAAGCACAAAAUGAAAUUGAUCAUUUGCAGGAGAAAUUAGAUAAGAGCGGUGGAGAAACCCGCAGGUUGCAACUCGAAAAAGAGAAAAUCAAUUAUGAAUUUGAAAAUAUUCAGUCGCAGCUAGACAAAUCUUUGGGCCAAGCUUCACGUAUUCAAAAAGAGAAAGAAGCCGCACAAAUGGACCUCGAUCGCUAUCGAGACAAGGCGGAUAAAUUACAGUCAUCCCUUGCUCGUUUGCAAAAGGAACGCGAUGUGCUUAGUGAUGAAUUAGAAAAAUUGAAGGAAAAAUCCGAAUCCACUCAGAGUACAGCACUCAAAUAUCAAAGAGAACGCGAUGCUAUACAGACAGAACUUGAGGUAGUAAAAGAACGCUGGGAAAAAGCACAUCAGGUACAUCAAAAGCUUCAAAUGGAACGAGAUGAUGCAACUACCGAGAUCGAUAUAUUAAAAGAGAAGCUUGAUAAAGCACUGUAUGCUAGUCAAAAGUUGAUUGAUGAGAAAGACACUUCCACUAAAGAGUUUGAGAAGAUGCUUGAGAAGUAUGAUCGUGCCCAAAAUGAAAUCUAUCGACUACAGUCACGAGUCGACACGGCCGAAGCAGACCGCAAUCGUUUAGAGGUAGAAGCUGAACGUUCUGCACUGGCAGCAGCAAAAGCACGAGAAGACUUACGUAAAAUCCAGGAGGAAACUACGCGGCUCCAGGAAGCAUGCGACCGUGCAGCAAUGCAGCUGGGUCGCUCGAAAGAACUCGAAGAUAAGGCAAAGGAGGAUGUAGACAUGAUUCGCGAGAGGCUUGAUAAAUGUCAAACCGAUUUGCGUCGAGCACAAUCGGAAAAGGAAAAUCAACAGGCAGAAAUCGAGCGGUUAACUUAUGAACUAGAUCGUUCGCACAAUCUAUACACCACAACGGCUUCGCUUGACUCAGCUCAGGAAGAAAUAGCACGCUAUGGAUUGGAGAUCGAAAAGAUGCGUGAGCGCUACGAAAAGACGGCAGCAGAACUGCGACGCUUACAGGAGAAUGAAUCCUUCUCACGUGAAGCCCGCCGUAUGAAGGAUGAGAAUGAUCGAUUGCGGGAAAAGUACGACAAGGUUAUCGUGGAGCUAGAAAACUUCCGAGGCAAAUCGCAAUAUGAACAGGAGACAUUCGAUAAAAUGAAAGAGAAGUUUGAGACACGAGAAAACGAAUUCCAAACCAUGGAGCUAAAGUUACACGAAACCAGCCUACAGCUCGAUCUGGCUAGAGCAGAAGUAACUAAACUUAUCUCAAAUCAAGAUAAACAGCGAGCCGAUGCAGAACGUGCUCACAUUGAAUAUGAAAAAAUACGAGACAAGCAUGAGAAACUAAUCAAGGAAGUCGAGCGAUUGCGGCAGAAUCCGCAAUCUGCUAUCAGCCCGGAGCGUGCCGCUACCAGUACAGUAAGCUUAGCAGACAAAAACGAACUAGAUCGUUUGCGUGAUCGGCUUGAAAAGGCGCUGCAAAGCCGAGACGCCACCGAGAUGGAGGCCGGACGUUUGGCAAAGGAACUAGAAAAGGCACAGCUACAUCUAACGAAACAACAAGAAGUCUAUGAAGCCACACGUAUUGAGUUUGAGCGUAUGUCUGCUGAACUGACACGUGUGCUCGAGCGGCUGGAAAAAUCUGAAGCCGAAAAGGAAACCCUUCGCCAAUCUACUAAGAUCUAUGAAAAACAUCACCAGCAACAUGCCAGUAACCACCAUAUAGAGCAAAGUCUCAUGAAACUCGAAGCUGAUAACAAACAGCUGAUGGCCGAACGCGAUCAACUAGUGAUGCAGCUGGAAAAGAGCCAGGAUAUGCUAAUGAGUUUCCAGCAGGAGCUUAACGCAGCUGAAGUGGAACUGCAGCGUCAAUGUGAAGAAAAUCGCCGUCUUAAGAGCUCUCCUCAACAGCCAGGAAGCGCUCCUGCUGCACCUCAACAAGGCCAAGUUGCGGCCCAGGAAAUACAGAACUACAAGAAGGAAAUUACAAAGCUGAAACAAAUGCUUCAGGAAACGGGGGCUCGUGGAGAUAAUGAGCUCGAACAGUGGCGUAAAGUUGUGGAACAGGAGAAAAAUCGAGCAGAUCAAGCAGAAAAGGCGGCCAUUGAAUUACAGAAGCGAAUGCAGGUAAUGGAGCAACAGUUGAAGCAACAACUCUUACAAAUGACCAAUAUGCAGAAACAAUUGCAACAACAAUCAACACAACAACAACCACCACAGCAAUCGCCGUCAAAUAAAAAGGAUCUAGAAAAACUACAAGAAGAUCUUAAAACAGCUGCUACACAACGCGAUCAAUUCCAAAAUCAGUUGGAGUUACUGGUGCAGGAAUUAGAAAAGAGCCAAACAGAGGCUUUGGAAGCGACCAAAAAGACUCAACAGCAACAACAGCAGGUUGGUCAGCUACAGCAACAAAUACAGCAGAUGCAACAACAACUGCAACAAGCAACGCAGGCAGCUAAUCAGAAGGUAGCUCAAAAUGCAGGCGUAAGUGAGGCGGAGCGUAAGCAACUAGAAGCACAAAUGAAGCAAAUCGAAGACGCAACUCGACUGUUGGAAAGCGAAAGAAAAACGUUUGAAGAUCAGCGCAAAGCUAUUGAAAAUAAGCGCAAAGAGUUGGAAGACAAAGAAAAAAAUCUUAUUGAGUUUGACAAACAACUUAAGAAACGCAAAGAACAAAUGGACCAACUAGAAAAAUCAUUACAAAAGGCCGGCGGAACUGCUGCUGCUGCUGGAGAAUUGAAUAAACAGUUAACAGAAACCCAGCAGAUGCUAGAUAAAGCAUCAAAGGAACUAGAGGAUGCAAAAGAGGAAGCCAAGCGAUCUGCUGCUGAAACGGAACGACUCCUCCAGUUGGUGCAAAUGACACAAGAAGAACAGAACCAGAAAGAAAAAACAAUAAUGGAUUUGCAGCAGGCCUUAAAAAAUGCUCAAGCUAAAUUGAAAACAGCACAAGCACAGCCACAAGAUGCGGGACCAGCAGGUUUCCUCAAGAGCUUCUUCUAAAAUGGGUUUGCUUUUUUGAAUUAGUGAUUGGUGUACUUUAAUUUUUAUUACACCAAUAACUGGGUCUUGCUUAAACGCGACUAGAAACAAAAACAACUACAUAUCGUAAUGAGAGUACAACUAUUAGUAGUAAUUUCUUUAGGAGAACCUGAAAGGGUUGCUGCUAGCUUCAAUUGAGAAUGGUAAGUAGUUUUACAACCUUAUGGUUGGUAAAUUAUUUGUUAUGUUGGAUUCACUAAUUGUGAUUUCGUAAACAAACUGUACAGUAAGAAUGGUCAGAGAACAACCAACAUAGAAACAUAUGCAACGCUGGUUCUGUUAUCGUUAAGCGUUUUGGUAAAAUUUAAAACUAUGUAACAAAUAAUUUGGAAUACAAAUUCCUUCCAUGCGUUAAACAUCAAUGACAACCACAAAAAUAGACAUUUUUGUUAAAUCUUGGCUAGUAUCUAAGCCAUUUCUCCCACUUUAUCACAAGCAAUAAUUCUGUAAAGUAUCCAGACAGCCAAAUUAAUGGUUGAUUGAACUAGGAGAUUAAACAAUAAAACGCAAGUAGCGAUCACUAAAAUAUAUUUAGCAAACCAGAUGAACACUUGCUGCCAUUUAUUAUUCUAUAAAAUAAAACAAGAACCCUUUGCAAGAGUGAUUUUUGACUACCAAAAAAUAUCAUGUGCUAUAUUAUUACUCUUCAUCAAUAGACCAUGGAUGAUAAAUGAAGAGCAAUUUCAAAUUACGAUUCGACACAGAGCUGUUGAGUUGCGAAACAGCUAAAAAGGAGUUUACACUUCCUAACUAUCGUUACAGAGAAUCACAUUUGAAUGAAGCAGUUCUUAGUUUAAUGAUCCUAGCAUAAAGAAAAACUACACUCUUGUAAGCAAAAUCAUAAGCGACCAGUUCUGAGCCACCGUAAAUGUUUAAUAUGUAUUAUCAAAUUACAUGGCAGUAAAAUACAAAUCAAUUAGUUAUGUAAUAUUCUACGCACCUAUGUAUUGUACGAUACAUUAAAUAAGAAACAAAGCAUGUAAACAAAAACUACACACAAAAUCACACACAAUAGACAAUAAUAGAAUUCAAAGGCAAGUGUGUAAUCGCUAUUUGUACCGCAUGGCAAUCGCUCGACAUUGUCGGUCAAACAAAAUCGUGCACUAUAAGUAUUGUUUUACUGUGUCCAAUUGAUAAUACCCUUCAGCUUCAGACGAAGUAAAACUAUCCAACGCUUUCUAGAAAAUCAGGACCAAAUCGUUAGUAGGUCUUGUACACUGCUAAAAAACAAACAUAUGCACGAUAUUAAAUCUAUAACUGAUAUUAUACGCUAUCACUAUCUAUAACAAAAUCGAUGGUUAGUAUACAAUAGUUUACUGAUUUUUAUAUUGUAUUUUAAUUAUCAAUAUUAUGCGUAGAACUAGUUUCAAGUUUUUUUCUGGGCUUUCGAUUAGUGAAAUCGAAACGGUUCUAUCUAAAAUGCAAAGUUUGUGUUCGUUCGUUAUGGUAAAACUUAUCGUUAAAGUUAAAGUUAGCAGUGAAUAAAAUUAUUUAAACACUUUA